Messenger RNA from Camelina sativa (false flax), 407 nucleotides. Lineage: Eukaryota; Viridiplantae; Streptophyta; Magnoliopsida; Brassicales; Brassicaceae. The record is from RefSeq and is a predicted model, not a curated record.
UUCUUUUCACCUCAUAAUUCUUUCUAAACCUUUUCCAUUCAACAAAAAUAUUUUUUUUGUGAGAGACAAAAGAUGGAUUCGGGACUAUCAUGGGCUGAUCAAUGGGAUUACAACUCUGACCCUCCUCCAAAUAACGAAGAUGAUAAGAAGAAAAAGAAGAAGGAAGAUGGAAGCAAAAGCAGUAUCGGGAAGGCCAUACUUGCCUUCAAAUGGAUGAAACUUGGCAAGAAAUCUGAUAAGUAAUCUGUAGGUUUUAUUAAAUAUUGUUUAUACAGCUACAAAAUUGAUUCAUUUGUUCCUUUUGAUUAUUAAUCCAUUUAAGUACUUCUGCUUCUCUCUUGUACCCAUUCUUCUGAGUCGUCUAAUGUUAAAAAAAAUCUUUAAAGUUUAAUUAGAAACUUUGUUGG